AUGAUAAGACACUCCCUAAAUGCCUUCAAGCGCCCACGCGGGAGUCUCGUUUCCCGUGUGCCUCGCAGACUCCACUCUGUGAUUGGAAUUGACCUUGGAACCACCAAUUCUGCGGUGGCGAUUGUGGAAUCAAACGAAGCAAGAAUCCUCGAGAACGAAGAGGGCCAAAGAACAACUCCAUCCAUAGUGGCGUUCUCCAAAGAUGCUGCUGGCGAUAAGACGUUAGUAGGCUUGCCUGCCAAGAGGCAGGCAGCUGUGAAUCCUCAGAAUACGUUCUUUGCCACCAAGAGACUUAUUGGCAGAAAGUACGAGGACGACGAGAUCCAGAAAGACUUGGACAAUAUUCCCUACAAAAUCGUCCCACACACUAAUGGCGACGCCUGGCUCUCUACCUCGUACGGAAAAUCCGUUUCUCCCUCGGAAAUUGGUGGCCUAAUCCUCGAGAAGAUGAAGCAAGUGGCUGAAGCCCAUCUCUCUCAGGACAAAUUACCCAUUAAGCAUGCUGUGGUGACAGUACCAGCGUAUUUCAACGAUUCCCAACGUCAGGCCACCAAGAACUCGGGAAAGUUGGUGGGAUUGGAGGUCCUCAGAGUGGUAAACGAACCAACUGCAGCUGCAUUGGCCUACGGCAUUGAUAAGAAGCAAAAGGACGGUGUGGUGGCAGUAUUUGACCUUGGAGGAGGCACUUUCGACAUAUCCAUCUUGGACAUUGAUGAAGGUGUCUUUGAAGUCCGUGCCACCAACGGAAACACUCAUUUGGGAGGAGAAGAUUUCGAUAUCUUGCUAUUAAAUUACAUUUUGGACACUUUCAAAGCAGAGAACAAUGGCUUGGAUAUACUGAAGGAUAGAGUGGCAGUCCAGAGGAUCCGUGAGGCUGCUGAGAAAUGUAAAAUCGAGUUGUCACAUGUGAAAGAGACCGAAAUCAAUAUUCCAUUUAUUACAAGCGAUAAGCACAUCAAAAUCAAAAUCACCGAAGACGAGUUGGACGAAAUGACCCUUCAUUUGAUCAACAAAACCAUCGACCCCGUUAAGAGAUGUAUCCGUGACGCAGACUUGAAAAUCAAGGACAUCGAUGAAGUAUUGCUCGUGGGAGGAAUGACCCGUAUGCCAAAAAUCAGAAAGGUGGUGGAGGAACUAUUCAAUAAGAAGCCUAGCACGGCAGUCAAUCCAGAUGAGGCAGUUGCUUUAGGUGCUGCUAUCCAGGGUGCCGUGCUCUCUGGACAAAUCAAGAAUGUCGUGCUAUUGGACGUGACACCAUUAUCGCUAGGAAUCGAAACAUACGGAGGCAUUUUCAGUCCCUUGAUCCCCAGGAACUCGGCUGUUCCGGUCAAGAAAGAACAGGUCUUCUCUACCGCUGUGGAUGGCCAAACAGGAGUUGAGAUCAGAGUUUUCCAAGGUGAGAGAUCGCUUGUCAAGGACAACAAGUUGAUUGGCAACUUCAAGUUAUCCAAUAUUCCUAUCGGACCCAAGGGUAGUCCUCAGAUCGCGGUAAACUUCGAAAUAGAUGCUGAUGGUAUCAUUAACGUUUCAGCUACUGAUAAAACUCCAUAUCCAGAAGAUCUGGAAAACUUCGGUAAGAAGAACACAGUUUCAAUCCAGGUUUCCGGAGAGACUGGAUUAUCAGAGGAAGAGAUUAAGAGAAUUCUUGACGAAAGCACAGCCAACAAAGAAAAGGAUGCUGAAGCCAGAAAGUACUACGAGCAUGCCUCUAGGGCUGAAAUCAUCUGCACAGACACAGACAAUGCCAUAAUACAAUUCGGGGAUCUAAUGGAACAACAAGAAAAGGACUCAAUCGGUAACCACCUUGCCAGGAUCAGAGAAAAGAUCGAAGACAUCCGUUCAGGCAGGAUUCUCCACAGUCCUGACAUUUUGAACAACGAACUUAACGAAAUGCAACAAGAGUGUCUCCAGUACAUUCAGAAGGUUGCAAUGAAGCAACGUGAUCAAGCAAAGUAA
Suhomyces tanzawaensis NRRL Y-17324 is the source of this 1956-nucleotide messenger RNA. RefSeq names its product Hsp70 family ATPase. The record is from RefSeq and is a predicted model, not a curated record. Gene Ontology annotation, biological process: protein refolding; cellular response to unfolded protein. The coding region runs from base 1 to 1956 and encodes 651 amino acids. Gene Ontology annotation, molecular function: ATP binding; misfolded protein binding; ATP hydrolysis activity. NCBI's taxonomy places the organism in Eukaryota, Fungi, Ascomycota, Pichiomycetes, Serinales, Debaryomycetaceae. Gene Ontology annotation, cellular component: mitochondrion; cytoplasm. The transcript has a single exon.